GUACGGUAGGGCGUGUCUAAAAGAGAGGAGGCGUGGAUUUAAAGAGUGCGGAAUGUCGGAAGAGCGUCUGAUGCGUGAUCGGACUGCCGCUUGUGAAUCUGUCGGUGGAGAGCGCAGACUGACAUCGCUGGGAGGAAAAUGUCUUGUUGGUUGAGGGAAGAGACGUUUGUGCUGGCAGAAGAUUACGUGGGUUUCUGCAGCGGGGUCCAACAGACGCCUCCCAGCGAGUCAGCACAAGCCAUGAGAUACCUGGCCAAAGAGAUGGAGCAGCAGCACAGCGGCAAAUUCAGAUCUCUCUCCCAGGAGUUCCUGGACACCUGCGGAUCCGAUCCUAGCCAGUGUCUGCACAGGGUCAUGAGGGAACUGGUGGGAGAUGGGAAACUGAACUGGGGAAGGGUGGUCUCCAUCUUUGCUUUCACUGGAGUGCUGGCCAGUGAGCUUCUCUCCAGGCGAGGGAAUUCGGAGUGCUCACCGAGACUCGCCGAGACCGUAGCGGAGUACCUGGGUGGGGAAAAGCGAGACUGGCUGAUGGAAAACGGAGGCUGGGAGGGUUUCUACAGGUUUUUCCACACCGCCAGAGAGUUAAAGCAAGAGUCCUCGAUGAAGACUGCACUGUUCGCAGCAGCAGGAGUGGGUUUAGCUGGUCUAACCUUUCUCUUGGUCCGCUAAAGGCGUAUUGCCCACAAACACACACACCUGCCCUUACCUUGCUCUUCAUUUCUAUCAAGAUAAAAUGGCUCUUAAAGGGUAACACAUCUGUAAGUUCUCAGUCAAAUUCUUUUCUCGUCAUCAAAACGUAUAAAGCACACCUGUUGAUUUUAAACAUGGCCUUAACAUGGGACAAGAACUCUUUGCAUGUCCUAAUAGGUGCUUUUUGUUUUGUAAUUCCUUUCGUCACUUGUUUCUGUGUACAUCUUGUUAGUUUAGAUAGAAUUUACUGUUUGUUUUGUGAGGAUGGGAUGAAAGCACAGUUCUAUUUUCCUCAGUCAAGCGAGCGUUCACUUUGAAUGGCUGUGUCACACGAGAAAGUGCAGAAUAUAUUUGAUAAUUCUUUGCCCUGACUGUGUUUCACUUUGGGUUUCUUGCUAAAGUCAUUUGUUAUAAAGGUGCUAUCUUGUUGAGCCUCUUGCAUAAUUUGUGAUUAUUCUCCCCAAUUGUAAAUGACCAGUUUACGUUGUAAAUGUAUUUAUUUACCUUUUAAGAACAAAUGAUUGAUAUUUAGGCUAUUCCCAAAAAUUGACAAAACAUUAUAUUUUUCCAUUGUUUUAUUUAUUAACCUCUUUCUUAAAAAAAUGAUGUUACUGUAAAGAUGAACUCAA
This is a messenger RNA of Triplophysa dalaica, 1319 nucleotides long. It is a transcript of the gene bcl2l10, whose product is annotated as BCL2 like 10. Bases 139 to 669 code for a protein of 176 amino acids. The transcript is spliced from 3 exons. Gene Ontology annotation, cellular component: mitochondrial outer membrane. Gene Ontology annotation, molecular function: protein homodimerization activity; protein heterodimerization activity. Gene Ontology annotation, biological process: intrinsic apoptotic signaling pathway in response to DNA damage; regulation of apoptotic process; extrinsic apoptotic signaling pathway in absence of ligand. The record is from RefSeq and is a predicted model, not a curated record. NCBI's taxonomy places the organism in Eukaryota, Metazoa, Chordata, Actinopteri, Cypriniformes, Nemacheilidae.